GCCAGCGGGGAAGAAAGGAGCAGAGCGGGCGGAAGGCGCCCUCCCCGCCGCUUGGGCCCGGGCACUGGGUGCCGGGCCCGGGGUCCUUCCCGCCUCCCGCGGCCGCCGGCCGCUUUGUUUCCCCAGCCUCUGCGCUCCGGGCCACUCGAGAGGGGCUCCCGCCGAGGCUGCGCCGGGAACGCACGGCAGGAAGGGCGGCAGACCGCGCCGGGACUCGCAGGGACCCAGGAGUCCGGCCGCGAGGAGGGCCGCGUGACGAGAUCGAGGAGGGAGCCAGAGCCCGUGGCCCCGGGUUGCGCCCCGGGGGGGAGGGCGUGAGCAGAGACCUCCCCGUCGACGGGGGGCGAUGUUCCCCUCGCCCGCGGGGACUCCGGGCAGACAGGGCAUCCCGCCGCUGGGACCAGGGCCCCCCCAGUGGGCACCCCCCCAAGCGGCUCCAUGGAGACACUGUGCCCCGCACCCCGCCUCUCAGUGCCGGCGUCCCCGCGAGGGUCGCCCUGUUCCCCCGCGCCCCGGAAGCCGCGUCGGGGGACCCAGGAGUUCUCGCCGCUGUGCCUGCGUGCCCUCGCCUUCUGCGCCCUUGCCAAGCCCCGGGCGCCCCCUCUGGGCCUGGAGCCUGGGGAGCUGGCGCCGAGGGCCCCCGUGCUGCUGGGCCCUCACGCCCCCCUGUGCGCCGGCGGCUGGUUCCCGGAUGGCCUGAAGCACCUCGGGGGACAGGCCGGCCCGUGCGGCGAACCGAGCUCCCCGGCCGGCGAGGAUGCCGCGGUCGCCGUGGCCCGGGGCCGCUGCGAGGAGGAAGAGGGCGGAGGCCGUUUCCCGCACUUCGGCGCUCGCUCCUGCGCACCUCCGGCCGGCGGCCCGGCUCCCCGGCGCUCUCGGGAACCGCCGGCCAGCUCCGCCCCAGCUCCAGCUAGGCCAGCCCCGGGGCUCGAGUCCCAGCCUGGCCGCGCCGCCAGCCCGCCUCAGGAGCCCGCUCCCCGGCCUCCGCCGCCACCUGCGGGCCUCUCCACCGAGGCUGCGGGUCCAGGGCCCGUGCCGCAGCCGCGCCUGUCGGGCCCGCCGGCCGCAGUCGACGAAAACCCCCCGCCCGCCGCCUCCGAGGCCGCCGCCACGAGCCCCUCGACGGCCAGCGGAGCUCCGACCGCGCCCGGCGACCUCCGCCAGGAACAUUUCGAUCGUCUGAUCCGCCGGUCGAAACUGUGGUGCUAUGCGAAGGGCUUCGCCCUGGACACGCCGAGCUUGCGUCGGGGGCCCGAGCGGCAGCCUGCGAAAGGGCCCGCCCGGGGAGCCGCCAAGAAGCGCCGGCGGCCGCCGCCUCCCCCGCGCCCCGCGCAGCCCCGCCGCCCGGCCCCGACGCUCCCCACCGCGAGCACCUUCAGCCUCCUGGACUGCUUCCCUUGCCCCCCGGCCCUGGUGGUGGGGGAGGACGGAGACUUGGGGCCGGCGUCCUCGCUUCGAGUGCAGGGAGACUCUAAGCCCCCGCCUGCCCACCCGCUGUGGAGGUGGCAGAUGGGGGGUCCCGCUGUCCCUGAGCCCCCCGGCCUCAAAUUCUGGGGGAUCAAUUUGGAGAAACUCUGAGCGUGGAACUUCUUCUGCUAAGGGGGGAAAGUCGGGGCCACUGCCAAACUGAGGGCGCGAGGAGAGAGCCUGGGUCUCACGUUUUACCGGUCCCCUUCCCUUACGUUUUAUAGCUUUGGGCAGAGGGACCUCAAAUGACAGUGAUUUUCAAGCACCUAAGUUAUGAAGUGACACCCCAUCCCCCAUCCUUUGGAGAGGGACCCAGAGCUGGAGCCGAGAGAAGGCUUAACCAAGAAGGGCUUAGUGAUUCCAUUCCCUCCCUUCUUCCAGCUUGGAUCUCUGGGGGCAAGGCCUCCACCUCAGGGGGAGUAAAGGAGGCCACAGCUUAAAGACCAAAAAAAAAAAAAAAAAAAAGAGAGAGAGAGAGAGUGACUUUGGGGAUGGACAAACCGGUUGUUUCUGUGGCCAAGCCUAAGGAUGAGGGGUCUGUGGUGGGGGUGGGGAGGUGAUUGGCAGCUCCCUGGGGGCAUCCCCCACCCCCACCAUCCAGGCCUUUAACCCUUCACUCCCCUCAGGCCUUCCUCAGCGCUCCCAGAGCCUAAUGGGGGAGGAGGCAAGGGGGAACUACCACCGUCCUGUUCCCAUCCUAGGGCUCCCAAAUUCAGGUGACCCCUAGUUGGCGGGAUCUUCAGUCUUAGCCACCUCCCUAUCACUUUGGUCCAGUUUUGGAGUCUCCCCGGCAAUGUUCCCUCAUUUGCUUUUGGUUUAUAAGGUAUGGGUGAAAGAGAGCCACCCCCUUGAGGAAUCAGACCCCCUCUCCUCAGUUUACUCCUCAGAGGAAAACUGAUUAGCUGAGACAGGGCUGAGCCUCCCUCACCCCUCCGAAAGUGUAGACUUUGCCUGGAGAAGGGGCAAGAGACUGUCCCAGGGAAAGUAAUGGAAGCUGGAAGAGAUCAAUAAAAUCAGACCAAACAAGUUGCCUUUCGAGCUCUUCUGCACCGAUUUAUAGACCAGAGUGGGGUGGGGGGUGAAGGUAGAGGACAGGCCUAGGUCCACAUCUUGGGCACCUGAACUCAGCCCUCUGAAAGGGCAGAGGCAAAAUUAGCUGCUUUAUGCGGAUGGGCUUUUCUGCUCUUGGCCUAACCACAAGGGCCCAGUGGGGUUUUAUGAAGGGGCAAAGUUGGGGUUUGGGUGGGAACUAGGGUGAAGUACCUUCUGCUUCCUCUCUAGGCCUUAGGCAUUUCGGGAGUUGUCAGGGAUCUGAUGGAUCCGAAGGGGGCAGGGUCAGGGGAUUAUGUUUGGAGCCAGAGGUUCUGUUUUCUGGGGGGAGGGGAGAAAUAGGCCUGAACUUUGCCCUCAGGCAAAUAAGAUCCCCUAAAGUCAAGGAGGGGUGGAGCCCCUUUCUCCUCCACCCAGGUGAGGUCAGAGGAGGUUAACUCAGCCCGUUUGGGAGAUUCUAAGUAUAUAGGUGUGAGGGGAAGCUGGGGGUUGCUGACCUGCUUAGCAAUUGAAGGACCCAGUGACCUUUUUGCCUACACUAGUGAAUAUUCUCCCCUUUCCCCCCAAAAUGGGGCAAGGGAGGAACAAUUCCCAUAUACGACACUGGGGAAGGACUUGUCUCCUUUUCUGUGAAAAUGCUUUGUAAAAAGUUGUUAUUGUUUGUAUAGAGCAGAUUCUCGAGAGAAACUGUUUUGGACCACAAAAGUUUUGUUUGUUUUAA
Messenger RNA from Loxodonta africana (African savanna elephant), 3238 nucleotides. It is a transcript of the gene EPOP, whose product is annotated as elongin BC and polycomb repressive complex 2 associated protein. Lineage: Eukaryota; Metazoa; Chordata; Mammalia; Proboscidea; Elephantidae. Bases 439 to 1578 code for a protein of 379 amino acids. Gene Ontology annotation, biological process: neuron fate commitment. The record is from RefSeq and is a predicted model, not a curated record. The transcript has a single exon.